Messenger RNA from Cucurbita pepo subsp. pepo (vegetable marrow), 405 nucleotides. The record is from RefSeq and is a predicted model, not a curated record. Lineage: Eukaryota; Viridiplantae; Streptophyta; Magnoliopsida; Cucurbitales; Cucurbitaceae.
AUGUCAAAGAACUUCAAGAUGAUCUUGGUGUGCUCAGCUAUUACCUCGACAUCGAAGUGCAACAAAGUACUGUCAACAUCACCAUCUGUCAAGGUGCAUACGCAAAAGAAGCUGAUGAACACAGUUGGGCUAGCAGACAGUAACCCUAUAAGGACGCCAAUGGAGGCACGACUCCAACUAAGGAAGGCCGGCACUACGACGAUAGUCGACUCCACCAAUUACCGCAGCAUUGUCGGGAGCCUGUGCUAUCUGGUAAACACACGCCCUGACCUUGCUUAUUUCGUUGGAUACGUGAGUAAGUUUAUAGAAGCACCUAGGAAGGAGUAUCUUGUGGCUGUCAAGCGCAUCCUGCGCUAUGUGGCCGGAACUAGAGGCUUGGGUGUGAGAUACUACGCAGGGAGAUAA